AGAAGAAGAAGAAGAAGAAGAAGAAGAGGUUGAGCAUCCCUCUCCAAUGCACCACUCGUUGUUACAUCUCUGUUACCUUAUGUAUUAACGCUUACUUUCAGCAUGUCGAAAAAACAGACCACUUAGUUUCUUGCUGUUCAACGAGGGCUGUACGACUUCUGUCAGUUAAACGCUGCACAUGAUGACUCCAGAGCCUGCCAGUCUGGAGAGCCUGCGGGUGCUGUACCAGAGCGAUGACUACAUCGUGGUGGACAAGCACUGGGACAUCCGCAUCGACAGCAAGAUGUGGUACGAGAAACACACCGUGCAGGCGCAGCUGCGGCAUCGCUUCCCUCAGCUGGCAGACCCCAGCACCUACUAUGGAUUCAGGUUCUGUCAUCAGUUGGACUUCUCCACAAGUGGGGCUCUUUGUGUAGCGCUCAAUAAGGCGGCUGCAGGCCAGGCUUACCGCUGCUUCAAGGACCGCACCGUCACCAAGGCCUACCUCGCCCUGGUACGUGGACGGGUGGAAAAAGAGACACAAACUCUGGACUUCUCAAUUGGCAAGAAUUCUUCAGAGGGAAAAACCCACAUGAUGUGUAUCGAGGGAACAGAAGGUUGUGAGAACCCGAAGCCUUGCCAGACUGGGCUGACUGUGUUGGAGUACGGCUUGUAUGAUGGAGACUCCGUCACCAAGGUCCUACUGCAACCACUCACUGGCCGAACCCACCAGUUGAGGGUCCACUGCAGCGCUAUAGGUCACCCCAUCGUCGGGGACUACUACAGCUCGGGAGCAGACGACGCUCCGUACCGCAUGAUGCUGCACGCCCACUUCCUGCACAUUCCCCUUGAACCUGAGCCCCUGCUCGUUUCGGCUGGAGACCCCUUUCUCCCCGCGCUGGACCCAAAAUGGCUCCCGCAGCUCUCUUUGCGGACACUGGAGACCACUGUGGAGGCGCUGCUGGAGGAGAGGUUGGAGGAGGACAGGAAAAUCAAAGAAGAGAAGAGGGAGAGGGCGAGAAAGGAGGAGGAGAGGAGGAAAGGACGCAAGGAACAAAGGACUCAGGAGGAGAGUGAGGAGCAGAGAAGCCAGUGUCAGGAGUGGCUCAGUGAAUGGGCUGGGGACUGAUGCAUUAUUUAUUAUUGAUUUUAAUUUAUUUGAGUUGUUUACCAAUGAAGGCCACGUUCAGCAUGCUAGCUCCAUCUUUCAGUACUAAGGCUAGCUGCUGAGCAGGUGCACCGCAGUAGCUGGGAAAAAAGUGCCUUGCUCAAUACCUGUUGCUAAGUGAGGGGUGGGGUUGUUGCUAUAUAUUUUUCACAUGCAGGAAAAGUGUAAGAAUUUCUUGUCUGGGCUAUGUGAGAGUCCCAGUGUUGUCACCAACACUGCAUGGCCGUAACAUCCGUUGAAUCCCAAGUAAAACCGUAAAAUCCACGAAUGCAAUCCUUGUUUGGUCAUUGUUUUACAGCUUUAAUUCAAUGUUUGUUUUGUCAAUGUUUAAACAAAGUUUAAAAAAUGAAUCCAGGUUCAUUAAUCAUACAAAAAGCCUAAUAAAUGCUUUUGCAAGAA
This is a messenger RNA of Eleginops maclovinus (Patagonian blennie), 1546 nucleotides long. It is a transcript of the gene rpusd1, whose product is annotated as RNA pseudouridine synthase domain containing 1. Gene Ontology annotation, molecular function: pseudouridine synthase activity; RNA binding. Gene Ontology annotation, biological process: enzyme-directed rRNA pseudouridine synthesis. NCBI's taxonomy places the organism in Eukaryota, Metazoa, Chordata, Actinopteri, Perciformes, Eleginopidae. The record is from RefSeq and is a predicted model, not a curated record.